CAGCGGUGGGUGUUCAGGGUUGCAACACAGCUUUGUAGUUUACAGUCUCAGUCCACUAGUGGGUUGUCAUUCAGCCUCUUCCUCUCAGCAGAGGGAUCAGACGAUACUGUGAGGCGACUCGCAGCUGCUUGACGAAAAGAGUAAAAAAAUUAUUUUUACUGGCACACAGAGGCAUGGAUUCAUGGAUGACAGGCGUGUUUGUGCUCUUUGCCCUGUUCAUGCCUGUUUGCUGUGAAGAAACCUUUUUCACUGAUCCGGUCAUCUGCUACUUCCUGGACGCGUUUCUGAUGGUUUACUGUAUUGCUGCAACGGCGCUGUUCUUCAGAGAAAAAUUUUCCAAAAUGCCACGAGUUCAACCGGAGCUUGGAGAAAAAGGGGGCAUUUACCAGGAACUCGAGAGGCCAAAGGACACUGAUGCUUACGAAGUGCUUGACCCCAAAAAAGCAAAGGGAAAAACUGACAGGAAGAAGAGACCUAAGCAGAGCCAGGGCAAGAAGAAGGAUAAGGAUCCGUAUGAGUCUGUCCCCACCAGCCCUCGGUCCGCUUCGGCUCCGUAGCGACGCACUUUCAGAAACAGAGAAGCUAAUAUUUCUGAGAUGAAUGGAAGAUUAUUGCCUGUUUUUUUUUAUGUAAAGACUUUCCUUUUCUCUUCGCUUUUUUUUUGUAUUGAUAAGCACUUCAUUUUUUUUUGGUGGUUGGUUAGAUAAAAUGUGGUUGGAUUUUUAAUCAGACGUGAGGUUUUGUACCACUGAGAACAGAUAGUUACAUGCGCCGUGUAAAACAAGACAACCUUUUUCCCCUCACUGUCUGACAUUAAAUCAGACUAAACGUUUCCUGUUUUAUGUCAGCUUCUUAAGUAAUUUCUGUUUGCUAAAUACCUGAAUAAUGGCAUUUUUGCCUUCAUCAAACCCAGAGGUUUAAAUACAGCCACUGGUUUGAUUCUCAUUUGAGUAAAAUGAAGGCAACUAUUGAUCUUCACAGUAAUAAUACUGAUUCAGCCUGUAAAAAAGCAGAACAUCUUGUAAAAACCUUGGCUGAAGCUGGUGAAUGUCAUUACAUGGACUGAAAAAGCCACACAGCAAGAACAUUUUAAGAGAUUAUUUUUGAAAAAAAAAGCACUCGGGGGGGGCAAAGAGCUUGACUUUUACAGGCAUGCUGAAGUGAUUAUUUCUACAUUUGUAGGAUGUUUGAAACUUGUAAACAUCUCGAGUGUGAAGUAGGGAUGUGGCAACCUUCUCUUGAGUGUUUUGGUCCAGGAUAGACUGAUAAAAUGACCUAAGGAGAGAGUAAUACAUACAAAAACUGAAGCAGCAUCUCAAGACGUCAGCCAGGAAGUUAAAGCUUGGGCUUAAAUUCAGUUUUCUAAAUGAACACUAAUAAUCCCGCUAAGUUAGCUACAAAGUAACUUUAAGCACAAUAAAAUCAAUGUUUUGGAGUAACCAUCAAAAAGCCUGGAUCUGACUCCAACAGGAAACGUGUGAGCGAUGCCACCUACAACGCUGACUUCAGAAUGUUGGGAAGAACGAACCAAAAUUCCCACAAAUGAUUUGACAGAAUAUUGUUAAAGGGCACAAAAAAUAUUUGACCCUACUAACAAACUGAAUAGCUGAAAUUGCAAUUUUACCACAUGCUAAAGAAGCACAAAUAAACUUUUGACAUUAAAGUAAAAAAAUAAACUAGAAAAAUAGUCUCCGUCUGACAUUUAGCAAAUAGAUCCAAGUUAAAUUCCGACUAAAAAAGGGAAAAGUUUAGUCUGAUUUAGUGUUUUAGUUCUUUAGCCUGCUGUCAUGCUGCAGUAAUAGUAAUAGAGGUAUUUUCUAAACCGCGGACCGAUGUAAAUUUGAACUCAAUAGGAAGUAUUGCAUUCAUUGUAUAUAACAGGAUAAAGCACGUGUCAAAACACUUGGAAAACAGUUUUAAUGAUGUUUACAACAAAAAAAGAACUGUACAUUUACAGUAAAAGAUUAUCUUUGUAUGUGUAUAAAAACAAAAAACAAAAAUACAGCAGACAAAUGCAUCAAAAUCUACUAUGUAUCCUGAUUCACAUACUUAAAACUCCUACACAAUCUUUUAUUUCUAAACCUCCAUGACUGGAGGCCUUUACUUUUUUUUAUUUUUAUUUUUUUAUUCUUUUUAGUAAUAAUAUCAGAGCAGUGUCCCUCUCUCAGUGUUGUAUUUCAGGUGAAAACCAAAACUCCUUACAUUCGAGUCCUGGAAAGUAAAUCGAUAGACUGCAGAGUAAGAAAAAGGAGGAAAAUAAAACAGGAACACAUUCCUUUAGAUCAGCCCAAGCUUCCAACGUGAAUUGUUUUACAGAACGCAUUUCUCGAGAUACACCGACAUAAUAUGUACAUGGUUGUCAUCCUUUUUUUUUAUUAUUAUUUUUUUCUUAUUUUUCUGUUUUUUUUAUUGAAAGCUGUGGUUGCCUGGGCCGGAAAACUGAUAAUCGCACACGACACACCCAAAAAAAAAACAUACAAAAAUACUAUAUCUUUAACCUACUAAGAGUAAGACAGCUCUGCAAUUAGUUCCAUGCUGUGACAGAAAGAAAAAAAAAAAAAAAAAAAAGAGGUUACAACAAACAGACGCUUUUCACGCAAGUUUUUUUUUUUUUCUUCUCAGAAAUAUAUCAAAAUAUACAUCUAAGCUUUGGAAUUACUGAGGCUAAGGACUAAAAGCCAGAGCUGGGUUUUGUCUCUUAAUACACAUGCUGCAGGGCGGGAAGGGAGACAGAGAGACACACACAGAGAUAGAAAGAGAGAGAGAGAUCUUUGGUAUCUGCGUUUGUCAAAAAAGUUUAAAUAUUUGGAUUUUUGCUUUGGGAUAGCGCUUGUGAGAGCCGGACGGCCUCGCCUGGAGUAAAGCCUUAGACAAAAAGUGUCACCGAAGCCCCGUCGGGUCUGAGCCGGGCGGGGACGGACCGUGAUGCAUAGUGUCACAGAGUCUGUAGAGAGGAGACGACAGUGAAGGGAAGGACGUGUGUUUCUGGAGACAUGAAGGGGGAAGCGAGGGGAAGAAGAAGAAGUCCUUGAGAAAGAGAAAGAGAAAGAGAGAGAAAGAGAGAGACGCGAUGGAAGAAAGUAAGGGAGGACGUACAAAGUCCUGAGCAGGUACAGCGUGCACAGGAUCCACCCUCAGCGUGUAUUAACAAACAUCACCCAGCCAUCGCCACAUUGGUUCGUGCCCGUCACAGAGGCCCGCUCAGCCCCCUCCAAUCCCCGCCCACAGGCACUGAAACCGCUGCACCGACGGGACGCACAUUCACUACAAGAAAAGCAAACAAAACAAAACAUCCCCUUACAGUCGGAACGCUUUGGGACUCUGGAGGAUGAGGGACGUGGAGGGAGUGCAGCCUGGAUUAGAUGCUGAGCAGUGAGGCGGGGAUGGGCGAGACGACGGCGUUGCUCGCGUACAAUCAAGUUAGAAGUCUUUGGUUAGCGUUGGUACCACAGGAAACCGAGAGCGGGCCACGACAGGAGGAAACCUGCACAUACUUGUACCGUGUCAUAAAUGACAAACAAAAAUAUGGAAAAAAAAAACAGGAUUGUCAAACUUAAAAGGAAGUGUAUACACACAAAGACGGGAGUAGGAAAUCAACUAAAGUGGCAACAAAGGAUUGCAGAUUUUUCAGAUCUGACAAAUGUAAAGACACGUGUGCACAAGUUGUAAAGGGAAAAAAAAAAAAAA
This is a messenger RNA of Poecilia reticulata (guppy), 3687 nucleotides long. RefSeq names its product CD247 antigen like (gene cd247l). Lineage: Eukaryota; Metazoa; Chordata; Actinopteri; Cyprinodontiformes; Poeciliidae. The record is from RefSeq and is a predicted model, not a curated record.